CGUCGGUGAAGCCGGAGUACCCGGUGGUGGACCGGAACCCCGCCUUCACCAAAGUCGUCGCCAACUUCUCCACGCUCGACUACCUCCGCCUCUCCACCAUCUCCGCCGUCUCCGUCACCGUCGGCUACCUCUCCGGUUUGCUGCUAGAUGACCUUCUUGGUGCUGAAACAACAAGCAGCUGCAGCUGCUGCUACAUGCAAGCUGGAGGAGCACCUGGCAUAUUUGCUUACAAUGAUGAACAAACAGGGCAAAUGACUACAGAAACAACUGCGGAUGGAGAAGUGGUUCUUGGAACCCCAGUUGCUUCUCCUGUUAGAUAAUGGGGAUGUGCAUACUGAUAUCAGCCCUGAGAAUGCUGUGGUCCAGGGACAGAGAAGAUCGAGCAAAUGUGUUGAUUACUUGGUUGAAGCAUCUGCUGCAGAGGUUGGGGCGAUCACUGCUACUUUAGCUGCUAUAAAGGCGACACAAGUUAAAGGGGCCUGGCUACAUGGUGAUGGUGAGGAACGGCAAAGAAAUCUAUGCAUGAGGUUUAUUUUGAAUUUCCAGUGUCUUUGAGAAGGAUUAAACUUGUCUGUCGUUGCACCGUUACCUGGUACUAGCAUGCAUGGUGAUCUGUAUGUAUGUAAGCUGUUGUUGAACCAGAAGCAGUAAGCUGGUUGCUGCCUUCAUGUUUGAGUUCUUUAUAUAUGCAAGUCGAGCAAUUGUCAGUUGGGUGAAGGUACAUGCUCUGUAAAAUUGUUUGCUCCGAUUUUUGAAACAAUGU
Molecule: messenger RNA, 763 nt
Organism: Triticum dicoccoides
Lineage: Eukaryota; Viridiplantae; Streptophyta; Magnoliopsida; Poales; Poaceae
Product: serine/threonine-protein phosphatase BSL2 homolog
Exons: 4
Coding region: 274-555 (93 amino acids)
Cellular component (GO): respiratory chain complex I
Source: RefSeq, a predicted model, not a curated record